Lycium ferocissimum is the source of this 855-nucleotide messenger RNA. RefSeq names its product endochitinase EP3-like. Gene Ontology annotation, biological process: cell wall macromolecule catabolic process; carbohydrate metabolic process; chitin catabolic process. Lineage: Eukaryota; Viridiplantae; Streptophyta; Magnoliopsida; Solanales; Solanaceae. Gene Ontology annotation, molecular function: chitinase activity. The transcript is spliced from 2 exons. Bases 27 to 749 code for a protein of 240 amino acids. The record is from RefSeq and is a predicted model, not a curated record.
ACACUUGUCAACUGAUUCAUACUAAGAUGAACUUCUCUUCAUCAAGAAAACAUUACUCAUAUUUCUUUUUUCUUUUUGCAUUAGCUAUAGUAGUUGAUGUUCCAAGAUUAAUCUUGGCACAAAACAUUACUCCUAUUUCUGAUAUUGUCUCUGAUGCAUUCUUUAAUGGAAUAGCUGAUCAAGCAGCUUCUAAUUGUGAAGGAAAAGGGUUUUAUACAAGGGCUAGGUUCUUUGAAGCACUUAAAUCUUAUCCUAAUUUUGGAACUGUGGGUUCUACUGAUAAUUCUAAGCGUGAGAUUGCUGCUUUCUUUGCUCAUGUCACCCAUGAAACUGGACACAUGUGCUACAUAAAUGAGAUAAAUGGUCCUUCUGGCGACUAUUGUGAUGAGAACAACACAGAGUACCCAUGUGUCUCAGGCAAGAACUACUAUGGUCGUGGACCCAUUCAACUAUCAUGGAACUUCAACUAUGGACCUGCAGGAAAAGCCAUUGGAUUCGAUGGCCUAAAUGACCCUGACAUAGUGGCAAGAGAUGGUAUUAUUUCCUUCAAGACAGCCUUGUGGUAUUGGAUGAACAAUUGUCAUUCUCUCAUUACUUCUGGCCAAGGUUUUGGCCCAACUAUUCGAGCCAUUAACGGUCAGAUUGAAUGUGAUGGUGGCAACCCUCAGACUGUUGCUAGAAGGAUUGAGUAUUAUACUCAGUAUUGUCAACAACUUGGUGUCGAGACUGGGGAUAAUCUCACGUGUUAGGACCCUAAACAAGUUGGCAUGAUACAACAAUAUACAUUUUACUUACACGAUUGUCAGGCUUGCAUAGAUAUGUUUUGAAAAUUGAAUAAGACUUUAUUAUACUUGA